AUGCCAGGAAUGUACAAAAGGGCCCCCCAGAGGCCCGAGUUUGCUGCGGACUUGAAGUGCGCUGUGGAAGCUGCAGAAGAGCUUUGGGCGGAGGGCGACGUGCGGGGCGUUGAGGUGUACGUACACUCCGUGGCGGACGCAGUGGCGGCGGAGCGGCUGGAGGCGCGGGCGGAGGCGGCGCGGGAGUGGAAAGAAGCGGAAAAAGAGGGGAAUAAAAGGGAAAAAGAAAAAGAAAAAGAAAAAGAAAACAAAAAUGAAACAGAAAUGGAAUUAAAUGCGACAGAAAACCCCCUUUUUAGAGUCAAAUUCCAACAAGAAGUCGCGCGCAAAGAAAGCCAAGUCGCCCAGGCCUUCUUCGAUUGCGGUGUACAUACACUCUACUGCCGCAUCCUGCGGGAACCCCGCGGGGUCAGCGCCGGCGCGAUAGAGCGCAUUUUGGAUGUGUACGAACAGCUCGCGCUGGUGUCGCUGGACCCCUUCGACGACGACAUGGGAGUUGUUUCUCUUUUGAUUUAUUUUUUCACUUGCUGGUGGAUUUGCUGUCGGCAGUUUUCGUCUCCGCCGAAAUUUCGACUUUCGGCGACGAGCAGCUGUCGAGUUUGCUGCGGGUCUUUUUGUUUUUGUUGUUUGAGAAUUAAUUUUAAAUUAAAAGUUAAUUUCAAAAACAAAAUUAAUUCCAAAAAAACAAUUCCAAAAGAAAUAAAUGAAAAAACACAAAUCGCAAACAUCUCCCGACAAAUGCUCGCCCAAGUCGCCGCCUGCCUCUGCGCCAGACUCCAACAGGCCGACCCCCUCAGCAGCAGCAGCAGCAGCAGCAGCAGCAGCAGCAGCAGCAGCAGCAGCAGCAGCAGCAGCAGCAGCAGCGGCAGCAGCAGCAGCAGCAGCGGCAGCAGCAGCAGCGAAAAGCGAGACUGCCAAAAUGAUGCAGAGGCAACGGGCCAGCAAAAUGCGGCUCCCCCUGCUGCUGCUGCUGCUGCUGCUGCUGCUGCUGCUGCUGCUGCUGCUGGUGCUGUUGAGAGCGCCGCCUUCGACGAGACAGAAAGGGCUUUAAAUGAAGCGCUGCUGCUGCUGGCGGUGGCGGAGGUGCUGCUGGACCCCGAAACCACGGAGGCUGCUGCUGCAGCUCCUGCUGCUGCUGCUGCUGCUGCUGCUGCUGCUGAUGGGCACGGCGCUGCUGCUGCUGCUGCGGAGGCUGCUGCCGGGAGCGCCGCCGCUGCUGCAGACGCUGUGACUGCAGCAGCAGCAGCAGCAGCACCAGAAGCAGCAGCAGCAGGAGUUUCGGAAGAAUCAGCAGCGGGAGAGGCGCCAGCAGCAGAUGCAGCAGCAGCAGCUGCUGCUGCUGCUGCUGCUGCAGUGCCGGACUUGCCGUUGGUGCGGCUGCUGGUUUCAGGUGUACAUACACUUGUGCAAACCUUCGAUUAUCUCCACCCGCGUUUCGCAAAUUUAAAAAAACCCCAAAAGGCCCCAGCAGCAGCAGGGGGGCCCCCGGGGGCCCCCCUGGGGGCCCCCCAGGGGCCCCCCCAGGGGGCCCCCCAGGGGCCCCCGGGGCCCCCCGAAGAGACCAGUGGACCUGCGGGCUUCCGCCCCACAGCCUUCUUCUUGGGGACCAUUGGUCUAAUGGCAGUGCUGCAGGGGGCCCUGGAAGUGCAGGGAGUGGAGCUGCUGCGGUGGCGGUUUGCUGCAAACUUUGCUGCUGCAGCAGCACCAGCAAAGGCUGGGGCUUUUGCUGCUGCAGCACGAGGGCUGCUGGGCCAGUACCAGCAGAUGCAGGAAGAGCGCUGCCAAAUAAUAAAGAAGCUGGCGAACUUGGCAAUAAUGAGGUCUGAGCAGGCGGCGGCGGUGAUGGUGCGAAAGGGGGAUCAACUGGAGAACAAAAGGAGAAAUUGA
Molecule: messenger RNA, 1887 nt
Organism: Eimeria necatrix
Lineage: Eukaryota; Apicomplexa; Conoidasida; Eucoccidiorida; Eimeriidae
Source: RefSeq, a predicted model, not a curated record